UGAAUGGGAACAGCUGUUUUGUUUUACUUAUUAUAUCUUCUGUGUCAGUUGCUUUUAUUUAAAGCAAAGUGUUGGCUGCUACGCCCGAGGAAAUCACCUAUCUAACCAACUUAUUUUUACCAUUUAGAUUAUUAUUAAAAAGCGCCAAGCUGUCGCAGGCAAAGAACUUACGAAGACAAAGUGUGCUAUCACGACUACGAAUGUCGCAACUUCACCGCCGAGGCAGAGUUGGAAAAACUGAGGAACAUCUACGUGAACAUGACUAGCGAUGUGAACUCGACACUAAUCGCUGAGCUGAAGAUCUACGAAUGUUGUGAUGCAAAUGCGACUUACGCAACUGGCGACUACUCUUCAGGCUAUGACGACGAAGAUUAUGAGGAUGACGUGAUGACCCCUGGACGAUGUUGUGUGAAGGAACCGAUGCCAGUGUGGUUGGCCAUUUUGAUCCUGGUCAUUCUGGCACUCAUUCUGGCAGGCUGCUGCUUCCUCUGCUGUUUCAUUCGACCCAAACUGGAGGGACUCUGCAACCAGUAUCAGCGACCUCACAUCUCACACGACACCAUACAGACUGUGGCUGCCCUGAAGAUACUCACCAGUGACAUUGGAGGCGGGGGAGGGGGACAGAACAGCAACCCCUUUGGAGGUCAACCGAAUUGGGGUCCGGGCCAAACAAUCCCACCUCCCCCUCCCCCGAUGACUCAAUCAGUCCAUCCUAAUCAGCCCCCACCCCCACCUGGAUAUGCUCCCAACCACUACAACCCAAACAUGGCAGCCCAUCCCCCUCUUCAACAAGGGUACCAAUACACACCAGGGUACACACCCACCAACCAAUCAGCAGCACCUGGACAGUAUCCAGGGGCCUACAAUAACUACCCCCCGAAUCCAAAUCCUUACCCGCCAUCAGGGGGUCAGUCUUAUAACCAACCUCAUCAAAAUUCGCAGCAGCAAUCGCUUCCGUACCCAGUUUCAGAUUCUGGGGGUUAUCAGCAGUACCCUAGCAUGCCAGAAGCGCCACCGUAUCCGGAAAGCAAAACAACCUCUCUGGCUUAGAUGAGAACUGCAAAAAAACUCUGCAAGAAAUUAAUGUUCUGCAUGUGAAUGUCAAUUAGACUUUUUAUAAUGCAUUUUUCAUA
Molecule: messenger RNA, 1133 nt
Organism: Symsagittifera roscoffensis
Lineage: Eukaryota; Metazoa; Xenacoelomorpha; Acoela; Convolutidae
Product: trithorax group protein osa-like
Exons: 5
Coding region: 259-1050 (263 amino acids)
Source: RefSeq, a predicted model, not a curated record